Molecule: messenger RNA, 2493 nt
Organism: Stomoxys calcitrans (stable fly)
Lineage: Eukaryota; Metazoa; Arthropoda; Insecta; Diptera; Muscidae
Product: homeotic protein bicoid
Exons: 4
Coding region: 529-1971 (480 amino acids)
Biological process (GO): regulation of transcription by RNA polymerase II
Cellular component (GO): nucleus
Molecular function (GO): DNA-binding transcription factor activity, RNA polymerase II-specific; RNA polymerase II cis-regulatory region sequence-specific DNA binding
Source: RefSeq, a predicted model, not a curated record
UAACUCUCGGCAUAGUAUUUGUUGUGUUGUGGUCAUUUGAAUUCAAUCAGUGAGAACACUUUUUUCGUGAGAAUCAAACACAUUGAAGAACGACAUAGAAAUCGUGUUAUAAAGCAAAUGACGAAGGCCGAGGUGCAGAGGACAUUAAACUUGAGUUGUUGUAUUUUCUGUGCUUGACUAUAACAUAUGUACGUCAAGCCGAUAUUCAACAGUUGGACAUUUGGUUUUAUGCCAAUUCAAUUUUUUUUUCUGCUCCCUACUUCGUUUAUUUUUUUUAUUUUAUUUGUGUUACCCUUUUGAAAAAUUUCUUCGUUUCCAAAUUUUUAAAGUUGAUUUUAAAAAGAUGUAAACAGGAACGACAAGUGAGAAAAAAAGAAGAAUUUCAAUAACGCUAACAGCUUUUAUUGCAUACAUUUUUCUUGUUUAUUAUCAAAAUGUGUUAAAUGUGAACGAAAAAGUAAAUUGUGCGAAAAAGUGAAACACAAAAAAGAAACGAAUUUCCAGAGAGCCGUCGUUACGUUUGUAAAAAUGGCGCAACCGCCACCAGAUCAAAAUUUCUAUCAUCCACACCCGCAUCCGCAUGCGCAUCCACAUCCUCAUCCCCAGUUGCAAUUGCCGCCACAGUUUCGGAAUCCAUUUGAUUUGCUUUUUGACGAACGUACUGGUGCAAUCAACUAUAAUUAUAUACGUCCCUACAUACCCAACCAACUUCCCAAACCAGAUGACCUUUCGGAUACCCUGGUUAUGCGCCGUCCUAGGCGCACCCGUACCACAUUUACUAGUGCACAGAUUGCUGAAUUGGAACAACAUUUCCUGCAAGGUCGUUAUCUGACUUCAUCACGGCUGGCUGAACUCUCAGCCAAGCUGGCAUUGGGUACUGCACAGGUGAAGAUUUGGUUUAAAAAUCGAAGACGACGUCACAAAAUUCAAUCGGAUCAACAAAAGGAAUUCUCCUGUGAUGGUAUGCCCAUGUCACCAUCUGUUUCCACUAGUAUCAAGACGGAAGCACAUGGUAGUGCCGGUAGUUGUGGCAGCAACAACAGCAAUGGAUCCAGCACAUCCUCAUCGUCUUCAGGUGGCCCUCCCAGUUUACAAUCGUUAAAUUUGAAUGGCAAUGGAACAACGACUCCAAAUACUUUAACGCCAUCCCCAACGCCGACAACCCCAACUACAAAUCUCAUGGAUCACUAUGGCGAAUCGGCCUUUAAUCCAUACUACUACAACAAUCAUCAUGCAUCGCAUUCAUCACAUCACCAUAAUCAUCAUCAUCAUCAUCAUGGUCAUCACUCCCAUGCCUCAUUGAGUCAUCCGUAUACCGCUACGGCCAAUGCUGCCGGAGCUCAAUACUAUCCGCCACCACCUCCACCCAGCAGUCUGCAACAUCAUCAGCAUCAACACCAACAACAAUAUCACAGUCCACAUCCCCAUCAAUUUCAGAUGCAACACAAACCCCAGACGACAGUGAUCAAAGAAGACCCCGAUUAUAAUUUCAAUAAUCCCUACUACAUGCGUAUGCCAUCAGUGGCUGGGCGUGGUAAUUCAGCAGGAUCGACGACGGUGGAGGCAUCUAGUGCUAUGUCACCGAAUUCUGAAGUCUACGAACCACUAACCCCCAAAAAUGAUGACAAUGCCAGCCUGUGUAAUGGCGCUGGAGGAGCUAAUAAUGUCGAUGUUGGUGACGAUCUGGAUGAGACCAAGACAAAAUUACGGGUUAUUGUAUCCAGUAAUGCAAACCGUACUGACGAUGGUUGUGGCAAUACCAAUUCAAUCGGCAACGAAACUUCCGGCUCCACAGCGGCCAUUAGCAUCAUGGAGGAAUGUACUGGGGCCUUUGCCAAAUAUCAAAAAAUGACUUCCGGUGAUCCCAAUGAUCCCAACUAUCAGUGUACGAUGGAUACGAUAAUGCAUGCGUAUACUAAUCAUCGUAGUACAUCUACUAAUAAUCAACAAUUUGCCUAUUGUUUUAAUUAAUCGGUCCAAGAAUCGAUACAUCAAUAACUGAUUGAUGUCUAACUGGCUGUGAUCCGCGGAAAGGCGAAUUAGAACUAAAACCUUAAUAUCUGUUGUUCCUUGAUUGUACAAAGUUCCAAACACAAUUGUUAUAUAGCAUUUUGUUAAUCUACCUAUAGUCUAUAAGUGAUUGUAUGUAAGUUUGUUUGUAAUGUUUCUUCUACUUUUAAGUUUUAAGCUAAUUUUUUGUAUUGUUUUAGACAAUUUCAAAGGUGUGCACUUUGUUUCAAAAAAAAAAAAAAAAAAUAGUCAUAUCCAUCCAUCCAUAGUUUAAGAUAUGUUUUUCUUUAAGUUUCCAAACUCAACCGAAAAUUGCUCUAAUUUCGAUUCGUUAUUCAUUCAGCAGAGCUGCAAAUUCCAGAGCCCAUGAAUUUGCACCACUGCCCACAGUGAAUGUAUGGGCUCGAAUUUAAGUUAUGGCAAUUUUCGUUUUAAUCUUUUGUUCUUCUUUACAAUAAGUCAUAGUCACUAAGUUUUCUUUUU